UGUUAAUUUUUGUAAACAAACAAGCAUGUUUGGCCAAAAUAAGAAAAAGUUUUCCAAUAAAAAGCAAUUUUCUCGUGGAAAAGUGUUCAAGAAGAAGGUGAAUCGGAGGGAGGAUGAAGUUUUCCGUGGAGAUGAGGAUUUAUCCAAUGUGGAUGAGGAGAAAAUCCACGAGGAAAAUGACGAUGCAAAAAGAGUGAUGAAGGAAAGGGAGAGGAAUUACAAGAAAUUCCUCAUUGAGCAGGGAAAAUCAGCACCAACCACGUGGGAAUCAUUCUCAGAUGAUGAGAAAGAUGUUGCAGCGUCAUCCACAGAGUCGCCAGAAGAAAAAUCUCUCAAAGAAACUCCUUCAAAGGGUUCAAAGGAGAAGAAAGGAAAGAAGAGGAAGCUCCACGAGGAAGAGAAUCAAAGGAUCAACGUGAAAAAGAGUAAAACAGCUGAUGGAGGAGCUAACUCUUUGUCAUCAUCACCCACAAACCCAGAAGAGGAAGGUUCCCCCAAAGAAACUCUUGCAAAGAAGAAUGAGAAUAAAAAUUCCCAGGAAAAGAAGAGAAAACCAGAGAAGAAGUCCAAAAAAGACUCUGGAGAUAAGAUGCAGAAAAUCAAAGCUAAACUAAAGGCAAAGUAUGACAAUGAUAAAUGGGGAGAAGCCACCACAAGCCCACAGAGUCAGGAAGCAACUCCCGGAAAGUCCACGCAACGAUGUUUGGGUUGCCGGAAGAUGGGACACUUGCUGAAGGAUUGCAGGGAAUUUGAUAAGAAAUCCGGAGAUAUUUGUCUGAAAUGCGGAAGUUCAGAACACAAAUACAGAUCCUGCCCCGUUCAGAGGGGCCCCAAGUUUGCCUUCGCCACGUGCUUCAAAUGCAAAGAAAUGGGUCACAUCUCGAAGCAAUGCCCUAAAAAUAGCAAUGGCAUCUACCCAGAUGGUGGGAGUUGCAAUCAGUGCCAGGGUGUUGAUCAUCUGGCCAGGGAUUGCCCGAAGAAUCGUCACCGCGGUGGACGGAAGCGCAACACGAAGGAUUCCAAGAAAUAUUUUCGUGUCAAUAGGCGGAAGAAUUAAUAAAGAGUUAUUCCUCCUCCUC
Molecule: messenger RNA, 1079 nt
Organism: Lutzomyia longipalpis
Lineage: Eukaryota; Metazoa; Arthropoda; Insecta; Diptera; Psychodidae
Exons: 2
Coding region: 26-1057 (343 amino acids)
Molecular function (GO): nucleic acid binding; zinc ion binding
Source: RefSeq, a predicted model, not a curated record